AUGUCUAAAGCUGUUGGUAUUGAUUUAGGUACUACUUAUUCCUGUGUUGCUCAUUUUGCAAAUGAUCGUGUUGAAAUCAUUGCUAAUGAUCAAGGUAAUAGAACUACCCCAUCAUACGUCGCGUUUAAUGACAGUGAAAGAUUGAUUGGUGAUGCGGCCAAAAAUCAGGCUGCCAUUAAUCCUACAAAUACUGUCUUUGAUGCUAAGCGUUUGAUCGGUAGAAAAUUUGACGAUCCAGAGGUCCAAAGUGAUAUGAAACAUUGGCCUUUUAAAGUUAUUAAUGUGGGGGGUAAGCCAAAGAUUCAAGUUGAGUUUAAAGGUGAAACCAAGGUUUUCACUCCAGAAGAAAUUUCCUCUAUGGUAUUGAUCAAGAUGAGGGAGACUGCCGAAGCUUAUUUGGGUUCUAAGGUUAAUGAUGCUGUAGUUACUGUUCCUGCUUACUUUAAUGACUCUCAAAGACAGGCUACGAAAGAUGCCGGUACAAUUGCUGGCUUGAACGUUUUGCGUAUUAUUAAUGAACCCACAGCCGCGGCUAUUGCUUAUGGGUUGGACAAAAAGGGUAAAGGCGACCAUAAUGUGUUGAUCUUUGAUUUAGGUGGUGGUACCUUUGAUGUUUCUUUGUUGUCUAUUGAUGAUGGUAUCUUUGAGGUUAAAGCUACCGCCGGUGACACACACUUAGGUGGUGAAGAUUUUGAUAAUAGAUUGGUUACUCAUUUGGCCAAUGAAUUCAAAAGGAAAAACAAGUCUGACUUGACUACCAAUCAAAGGUCCUUGAGAAGACUAAGAACUGCUGCUGAGAGGGCCAAGAGGGCUUUGUCAUCAUCUACCCAAACUUCUAUUGAAAUCGAUUCUUUAUACGAGGGCAUUGAUUUUUACACCAGUAUUACAAGAGCCAGAUUUGAAGAGUUGUGUGCGGACAUGUUUAGGUCUACUUUAGAGCCAGUCGAAAAAGUUUUGAGAGAUUCUAAAUUGGAUAAGACACAAAUUGACGAAAUUGUUUUGGUGGGUGGCUCCACCAGAAUCCCAAAGAUUCAAAAGUUGGUUUCCGACUUUUUUAAUGGCAAAGAACCAAACAGAUCUAUCAACCCAGAUGAAGCCGUUGCUUACGGUGCUGCCGUUCAAGCUGCCAUUUUAACUGGUGAUCAGUCUUCCAAGACUCAGGAUUUAUUGUUGUUGGAUGUUACUCCAUUAUCCUUGGGUAUUGAAACUGCGGGUGGUAUAAUGACUAAGUUGAUUCCAAGAAAUUCUACGAUUCCAACUAAAAAAUCGGAAACCUUUUCCACGUAUGCUGAUAACCAACCAGGUGUUUUGAUUCAAGUUUAUGAGGGUGAGAGAACAAGAACAAAAGAUAAUAACUUGUUGGGUAAAUUUGAGUUAAGUGGUAUCCCACCUGCUCCAAGGGGCGUCCCACAAAUCGAGGUUACCUUUGAUAUUGAUGCGAAUGGUAUCUUGAAUGUAUCCGCUAUAGAAAAGGGUACUGGUAAAUCCAAUAAGAUUACGAUUACUAAUGAUAAAGGUAGAUUAUCUCAAGCUGAUAUUGAUAGAAUGGUUAGUGAAGCUGAAAAGUUUAAAGCUGAAGAUGAACAAGAGGCAAAACGUGUUCAGACUAAGAAUAGUUUGGAGGCAUACGCCUUUUCUUUGAAAAAUAGUGUCAAUGAGAGUGGUUUUAAGGAUAAAGUUGGGGAAGAAGAUUUUGAAAAACUAUCUAAGGCUGCUGAGGAAACUAUUAAUUGGUUGGAUGCUUCUCAAGCUGCUUCUACUCAAGAGUAUGAAGACAAACAAAAGGAAUUGGAAGGUGUUGCUAAUCCAAUCAUGACCAAGUUUUAUGGUGCUGCUGGUGGCGCUGGUGGCGCUGCUGGUGGUGCCGCUCCAGGUGGGUUCCCAGGUGCUCCAGGUGGUGGUGCUGCUGGUCCAAAUGCAGGUGGCGAUUCUGGCCCAACUGUUGAAGAGGUUGACUGA
Saccharomycodes ludwigii is the source of this 1959-nucleotide messenger RNA. RefSeq names its product Hsp70 family ATPase SSA3 (gene SSA3). The coding region runs from base 1 to 1959 and encodes 652 amino acids. Gene Ontology annotation, biological process: SRP-dependent cotranslational protein targeting to membrane, translocation; cellular response to unfolded protein; protein refolding. NCBI's taxonomy places the organism in Eukaryota, Fungi, Ascomycota, Saccharomycetes, Saccharomycodales, Saccharomycodaceae. Gene Ontology annotation, molecular function: misfolded protein binding; ATP-dependent protein folding chaperone; ATP hydrolysis activity. The record is from RefSeq and is a predicted model, not a curated record. The transcript has a single exon. Gene Ontology annotation, cellular component: cytosol; nucleus; plasma membrane.